UCAAAAGUCAAAAUAUGUUUAAAGUAUUUCUCCAGUUCCUUGUGCUUCCUUAUUAUUGUGAGGAAUUCGACUACUGAUUCUACUCGCCAUCUACUCUACUUCACUGACUAUUUUUAACUGAAAAUGUAGCGAAGAAUGUUCAAGCUCAACAAUUAAUUCUUCAUAGUUUUUUAUAUAUAUAAACAUAUCAUGGAUAUUGGAGAGGAAUAUCCAAAAGUUCUCACUAAUGUAACAUGUAAAACAGAACCAGAAAAUGAUUCAAAUCUAAUAUUUUUUCAAAGCAACUUAGAAGAUGAACCAUCAGAAGGUAAUGUAGAAACGCUUAUAAUAGAAGUAGUUGAAGAUGAGGAUUAUUCCCAGACUUCAUCGCAUACAAUAUCUGAACCAAACAUAACAUCAAAACACAACCUGAUAGGACCUUCCUUCAUCAAAAAUGAACCUCCUGGAGAGAUCACACCUGGAUAUGUUACAGCCAGAGUAGAGUUUCCCGAUUCUUGUUCAGUCAAACAUGAAACUGAUGAUGAAAGCAUUUCCAAAGUAAAGACAGAUAGAUAUAUAAAUCAUCGUUCUCUUUGGUCAAUGAAUAGUUAUGAAUGGGUUUGUGAUCAAUUUGACCCAAAUAAGGCUGAAAUAUUGUCUAUUCCAAUGAAAAUAGAGAACGGAUCAUCCAAGGAAAUGUUAGAUGACCCGAACUAUUACCCAACAAGUGUCUGCAACAAUGUUUCUGAAUCAGAAGAAACCCCCAUUUCGAAAGUCAGACAAAAAACGAGGCCUGAAAAAUGUUUUUUGUGCGAGAUCUGUCGGAAAUCUUUUUCGAAAAGCUUCAAUUUACGUCGCCAUCUCCAAGCGCAUUUACUGAAACAAUCACAACAACCGUUCAGCUGUAAGAUUUGUGGCAAACGUUUCACGAGGUUGAAAAAUCUGAGAUUACACUUGAAAAACUCCCACGUGGAAGAAAGGUUCGAGACCAGGAGUGAGGAGUACCAGUGCUACCAUUGUGAGAAGGUAUAUCGGAAAAGGCGGCUCUUAGUGAUCCACAUGCAGAUCCAUAGGAAAAAGGUUUAUCAGUGUGGAAGCUGCACGAAAAGUUUCAGAUUAGAGAAAUCCUUGAUGUGGCAUCGUACAGUCCACUUGGAAAAAGAAUUCCGAUGUCCUCUUUGCGAGGACGUUUUUUUGAGUUUGCGCAAUUUGAGGAGACACAGGUUCCAGUUUCAUCUCUUCCAAAAGUACAAAUGUAAACAUUGCCCAAAAACCUUCGAAUCCCAGUCCGGUUUUGUCAAACACGUAAAAAGACAUUCACUGGAAAAAAUUCUCCAGCUUGCUGUAAGCAAGCCGGAGAGGUGGAGCAAAACUUGUAAGCGGUACCGCAUUUCUAAUAAAGGAGACCUCUUCUUAUGCGAAGUUUGUGGAUCUGUCUUUCGUUCACUAAAAUUUUUCGAGAGACACAAACAAUCACACAAAAAACAGUGCCAAUGCGAGUUCUGUGGGAGGCUAUUUGGUCAUAUGGAAACUCUUCAUCAUCAUUCACAGUUUCACACAGAAAGUGCCAAGUUCCAGUGCGAAAUUUGCGGCAAGAGUUUUUUGAUGAUGAGACAAUUUUUGCGUCACAGGAAAAUCCAUGCUCAAGAACCAUCAUCAUUUCUGUGUGAAACGUGUGGGAGAUCUUUCAAUACAAAAGAUGGUUUCUCUAAACACAGACGUAUCCACAGAAAAAAAGCUUACGAAUGUCUUGUUUGCGGUAUGAAUUUUUCCCUAGUUGAGUAUUACGAUGAUCACAUGAAACGUCAUAAAAAGCGCCCUUUCAAAUGUACUGUGUGUCCACUAGAUUUCACACAAGAUAAACACCUAAAGAGCCACAUGCAGACUCACGAAAAGAAACGUAUCUUGGAUCUGCAAAAGGACAAUUGGAGAGAUGUACCAUGUGGAACAACAGAGAAAGAAAAACGUAGUCAGCCACUCGUUAGUUCCAAAGAAAAUCUCGGCCAUCGCUGUAAAAUAUGUUUGAAAACUUUCCCCUUCAGAAGCGUCCUGAUCAACCACGAGAAGUGCCACUCCAACAACAAAUCUUUCAAGUGCCCCAUUUGCUUCAAAUUCUUGAAGACAAACCUAGAGCGGCACAUGAAAGUUCACUCAGAAGAGAGACCUUUCGAAUGUUCUGUCUGCAAGAAACGUUUUCGCAUAAGAGAUCAGAUGUACAAACACAUGAAAAUCCACGCUGUUGAUCCGACUUUCGUGUGCUCGAUAUGCUCCAAAGGGUUUUUCUCGAGCUUUGCUUUAGCACUCCACAGAAAGGUUCACGCUGGAAACGAGGAGUACCAGUGUAACGUAUGUGAAAAGAAGUUCUAUCAGAUGUCGCUAUUGGAAGAGCAUUUGAGACAACAUACAGGAGAGAAGCCCUUUCAGUGCGAGUUCUGCGAGAAGAGAUUUCGUAUCAAAGCGUUUUAUACUAGGCAUCAGAAGAAGAACCCUGAGAAAAAAUUGUUUCAUUGCAGCAUCUGUUCGAAACGGUUUUGUGUGGAGAGAGACCUCAAUGGACACCUGAAAGACCACGUAGGGUCUAAUUGCCCCGUUUGCAAGAAAGUGUUCAGUAACUUGUAUGACUUGCAGGUGCACACCAAGAUGCAUUGGGGAAAGAACAAAAUCGAGUGCGAUAUAUGCAAGGAAACAUUCACAUUGAAAAGCAGUCUCAAGCGGCACGCUCUCCUACAUACAGGAGAGAGACCAUUCAAAUGUAACUUAUGUUCGAAAUCUUUCCAACGCAACUCUCAUCUGAAGGGGCAUAUUGAGAUGAUUCACAGAAGGAAAAUGGUUUCUGGAAAGUCUGGAGCUUCUAAUGAGAAAUCACAUGAUGAUGAUAAACACAAGAGUAUUACAGAUGGAGAAUCGCCAGAAAAAAAGAAAGUGAUAAUCAGGGUAAUUUCAAAAAAAAGGAUUAGGGAAUUAUGACUUAGAUAAUUCAAAGAUAGUGUGGUUGGGUCUGUCUUAGCAAUUGUAAAGUAUUUUAAUUUGAUGAAAUAAGAAUGUAAAAAAUGUAAUUCAUUAUUCAAUUUAAUAAGAAAGUUGAUUCUCUUUC
Messenger RNA from Leptinotarsa decemlineata (Colorado potato beetle), 3073 nucleotides. RefSeq lists its product as uncharacterized. Gene Ontology annotation, molecular function: DNA-binding transcription activator activity, RNA polymerase II-specific; RNA polymerase II cis-regulatory region sequence-specific DNA binding. Lineage: Eukaryota; Metazoa; Arthropoda; Insecta; Coleoptera; Chrysomelidae. Gene Ontology annotation, cellular component: nucleus. The record is from RefSeq and is a predicted model, not a curated record. Gene Ontology annotation, biological process: regulation of transcription by RNA polymerase II.